Molecule: messenger RNA, 206 nt
Organism: Eimeria maxima
Lineage: Eukaryota; Apicomplexa; Conoidasida; Eucoccidiorida; Eimeriidae
Exons: 1
Source: RefSeq, a predicted model, not a curated record
UGCCAGAGAAUGAAAAUGAGGGAGGUUUCUCUGAGACCGUUGCUAAAGAGACAUCGGAAUCAGCAGAUCCACUUGCAGCCCCUGCAGGUUUUGAGAAGUGGAAUGGAGUAGCGAUUUGUGCCUUGACAGAAGGCAUCAUUGUCUGUGUCAGAGGCAAAUGGGAAAGGCUGAACACAGGAAACCAAACAGGAACAAGAUCGCGAUAG